AUCGCCGUUUGAAGCUCCGGAGUGCUGGGCCUGCUACAACAACAUCGCGGGGCUGUGGUUUGAAGAACAUCCAGCACGGGAGGCGAUGACUUCAACAUCGUGGUGCCCUGGGGCACUUUGUCGAGAGCCUCCAGCGUGGGUCUCCGCUCGGCGCAGCCUGUGGACUUCGGGAGCCGCAGACUUCGGAAGGAAGUGGGCGAUUCGGAGGUCCAAGCGCUGAGGUUGUUCUCCCGUUCCGACAUCGGAGUUCCAUCACCCCGGCGAGAGGGCCUGAGCAUCGGGCCGUCCGUAGCGGCGACUAUGGAGGGCUGCGGAGGGCUCGGGAGGUCCCGACCAUGGGUGUACAUCAAAGAGGAGGAUGACUGAACUUUAGGCCUUCCCUCACAGUAGGACAGGGGAUAUUUAUGUUAAAAUACUAUUGUGUUUUGUUAUUUUUUUUAUUCAUAUGAUGACCCCCAAAUUUCACUGUAACAAUUGGUGCAUGUGACAAUAAAUGUCUCUUGAAUCUCUCUUGAAUCUAUACAUGAUAGACACAAAAUGCUGGAGUAACUCAGCGGGACAGGCAGCAUCUCUGGAUAGAAGGAAUCAGUGAUGUUUUCGGUCAGACUACACUCAUCAUGAACAUACUGCACUGCAUCCACUUGUUCCAUUCAAGGUCUCAGCUGCCUCUCUUGUACUCCAUCUCCAUCUGGUAGCCAUGCCCUCCUGUGCAGUGUUGGAAAUACAUCUUUUACCAUGUCUUCCAGUAACUCUGGGGUGUAUAAACACAUGGGGUGUAUAAACUCUGGAACGAGUUUCAGCUCAUAUUUCAUAGUCCUCUACAGAGGGCAUGGCAACUUAGACUAGCUAGAGACAAAAUUUAGCUUUUUGCAGAUGCAUAGAAGAUAUCCUCGGCAUGGCACAUAAGAACUUAACGCGCAUUCUGCACCUGAUGGCACGGCAUAGAUAAUCACAGCAUGAUCCCAAGACUUAUCAAUUUUGCUCCCUAUAGAUUUUAUGAAGAUAGAUUGCAAGUUAUUGUUAGGGCUAGUAACAAACAAAAUCUUUCAAUAGGCACAAAUAUGUAGUUAUUUCAGGCCUGAGAGUCUGACGAAGUUCAUAAUUCAUAAGUUCCAGGAGCAGAAUUAGGCCAUUCGGCCCAUCAAAUCUACGCCGCCAUUCAAUCAUGGCUGAUCUAUCUUUCCAUCGCAACUUCACCCCAUAACCCCUGACAUCCAUACUAAUCAAGAAUCUGUCAAUCUCCGUCAUAAAAUAUCCAUUGACUUGGUCUUCGCAGCCUUCUUUGGGUUCCCACCCAAAACGUGGUGGUCCAUUCCUUCCACAGAUGCUGACUGAGCCGCUGUAUUCCUCCAGCACUUCGUGUUUUGUUCAAGACUCCAGUGUCCCUUCUGUCUGAAUAUCGAAGUAUUUUUUUUAUUACAACGAAUCAAGUACAGAAAUCAAGUACGUUAAUAUCAUACACGUGUGGCCUCAACUGUUAAAAAUAUAUUUAUAAUAGGAAACAUCUAUAAUAACUACCGUUCAUGUUCCACUUUCUGAGCGAUCACACUUCAAUGCAUGGGAAUUACAUCAACGUGGCGUCAAUGUUUUAUUUUAAGACCGUCGUUCUUUUGUGCUUUUUCACACAACUGUGGCACAUAUUAAAGGGGAGGCCAGCCCAAAAAUUGAACAUUGGUAAAACAUUCCAAACAGUCCCAUGUGCUGAUCUGGCAUCGCAUGGGGUGUAUAAAAAGCCGCUUCAUGGAGAUGCACAUAGAGAGUCGUCGCCGCAGAAAGAAAGAUCAGUCAGCAGAUCGCCACGAUGAGUCGCAGCCCGGAAAGGAUGUCCUCGUACCGCCGCCACUUUGAGGAAUGUACUGCCAGCAGCGCCUCUUACCGCGGGCGGCUGCCCAGCCUGUCCCCGCCCCGCCGCACAGUGCGGCCACGCUCCGCCAGUUGGAACCGCACAUCCGACCGAAAUGUACCAGGAGACUGGACAUGGGCAGGCAGGGGCACCGCCUCGGAACUGUUUGGACGUCGCAUGACAAGCUUGGGAACGAUAUACCUGGCUACAGGGUCUACUCUGGAUCUGGACGCCGCCACCGCCAAAAAUCAGGAAUUCAUGAGCACAAGAAGCAAAGAAAGGAAGGAGAUGGUGAUUCUGAAUGACAGGCUGGCUGCUUACAUCGAGAGGGUUCGGAACUUGGAACAGGACAAUCGGAUUCUGGAGGCAGAGGUGGAGUCUCUGAAGAAUCAGUGUCUGCCUCCACAAGGCCUGAGGCUUCUGUAUGAGGAAGAGCUCUGUGAUCUACACCAUUUAGCUGAUCAGAUGAAAGCUCAGAGGGACAUGACAUUUGCUGCAAGAGAUGCCAUGACUGGUGAAUUGGAGAUCAUAAAGACGAAAUAUGAAGAAACUGUUGUGGCUCGGAAGAAGUCCGAUGAUGAAAUUGAGGCAUUCCGCCCAGUUGUUGAUGCUACCACUACAACAUGUAUGGACCUUGAAAAGCAGCUGAACAACCUAGAAGCUGAACUAGAAUUUCUGAAGAGAUUGCACAAGGAGGUAAUUGAAGAACUAAUGAAGCAGAUCUAUAACAUUGCCAGUGUUGAUGUGAGUUACACAAUUCCAGAUUUGGCUGCGACUCUUAAAGAUAUUCAACUUCAGUAUGAAGAAAUAUCAGCAAAGAAUUUGAAGGAAAUGGAUGAAUGGUAUAAAAGCAAUUUUUUUGAUCUGAAUCAAACAUCUGCCAAACACAUAGGAAACAUGCGAAGUUCACGGGAAGAACUUGCAAAAUAUAAAAAAAAUUUUCAACGCAGUCGGAUGGAAUUGGAUGCACUGAAGGCCCGAAGGGAAUUACUGGAGGCUCAAAAAAAAGAGGCUGCAAAUAAAUAUAACAAAGAGAUUGAAGACCACGAGAACAAGGCUGAACACUUACGGCAAGAAUUGGAUGCCAUUAAGGAAAAAAUUGCCUUACAUCUACGGGAAUAUCAGGACUUACUGAACAUUAAGAUGGCUCUGGAGGUUGAAAUUACAACAUACAGGCAGUUGAUUGAAGGAGAAGAUUCUCGCCUGUCAACAGUGAUGAGUGGGUUUUAUGUGUUGGAGCAUGGAAACCGCAGUGCCACUGAGAACAUUUCUAAGGAGCAGGCUGUCAAGAUGACAGAAAGGAAAACUAUACAUAUCAGAACUGUUAAAACAGAUGAAGAUGUAUUGCAAAAAGACACGCAAGAGAGAACCAUUACAAUCUCUGGUGCUGCAGAUUAUAGUGAUGAAGAAUAAGAACUUUAGAAACAAUGAUCAAAUUGGUUUAAAAUUCUGUGACAUUUAUUAUAAUGCUCUGAAUUCCUUUAUAAAAGUGCCAUUGAAUAUUGAAAGAGUAGAAUUUCAAUAACAUUGGCUUGAACGCAAUGCCAACACUGUGAUUUUGCUUCUUUAAAUAAAAGUACCAGC
This is a messenger RNA of Leucoraja erinaceus (little skate), 3427 nucleotides long. RefSeq lists its product as uncharacterized. The coding region runs from base 1802 to 3256 and encodes 484 amino acids. Gene Ontology annotation, cellular component: sarcolemma; Z disc; cell-cell junction. The record is from RefSeq and is a predicted model, not a curated record. The transcript is spliced from 11 exons. Gene Ontology annotation, biological process: skeletal muscle organ development. NCBI's taxonomy places the organism in Eukaryota, Metazoa, Chordata, Chondrichthyes, Rajiformes, Rajidae.